Messenger RNA from Trichomonas vaginalis G3, 615 nucleotides. Its product is annotated as vacuolar protein sorting-associated protein 32. The transcript has a single exon. Gene Ontology annotation, biological process: late endosome to vacuole transport via multivesicular body sorting pathway; vesicle budding from membrane. Lineage: Eukaryota; Parabasalia; Trichomonadida; Trichomonadidae. Bases 1 to 615 code for a protein of 204 amino acids. Gene Ontology annotation, cellular component: ESCRT III complex; cytoplasmic side of plasma membrane; multivesicular body. The record is from RefSeq and is a predicted model, not a curated record.
AUGAGCUGGUUAUGGGGUAAGAAGAAGAAAGAGCCAACAGUUAAUGCUCAAACUGCUGGUGAAAAAAAUGCUGAAACCAUUGAAAUGAUGAACAAGAAGAUCGAACAACUUGACAGACAAGCAGAAAAUAUGGCAAAGGAAGCUAAGGCUGCUAUGGCAAAGAAGAACAAGAAGAAAGCCCUUGAAUGCAUGAAGAGGAAGAAAAUGUACGAAAAUCAGUCUACAAAGUUUUCUCAAAUGAGAGACAACCUUGAAGCCCAGGUUAUUACACUUCAGCAGGCCAAGUUCUCUGCUCAGGCUUUCAACCAAUAUGCUAUGAACACAAAGGCCAUCAAGACAGAGCUCGCCGGCUUCGAUGCAGACAAGAUCGAUGAAAUCCGUGAAGAGAAUGAAGAAGUUACAGAUCAGUUGAAUGAAAUGACUGAUAUCUUAGCUCAGCCAGGUGCCGAUGCUGCUGAUCCUGAUGAGCUUGAAGAUGAACUUAACCAAUUAAUGGAAGAGGGAGAUGAAGUCGAGGAGCCCGGUGAAGCUGAGCCAGCUGCUCGCGGUAAGCCAGCCAAGGAAGCUGAGGACGAAGAUGCAGAAGCUAUCAUGGCUCAGUUCGGUGGUAUCUAA